GUCCCGACUCUCCCACACAGCCUCUGUUUAACACUCACUUCAUUGCAUUUUUCUGCUUCCCAUUUCGUGCUUUUUGUUUUCAAACAAAUCCAUUCGGAAAUGGAGAGAACUGAUGUCAACGGUCCGUCGAGCUCUGCAAGUACCGGCGGCAGCUUGAGAUCAGUUGGUUCCCCUCCGAGGCCCAACUACGGUAGCCGAGUGGUGCAGGAAGCUUUGGAGCACCUUGCCUCUAUUGAUCUUAGUGAUUUGUGCAAUGAAGCAAAAGUUGAGCACUGCAGAGCAACUAGAGACUUGCGACGAUGUGGGCGUUAUGUACAGCAUGCAUUGAACUCGUGUGGACAUGCCUCCUUAUGUGCAGAGUGUAGUCAGCGGUGUGAUCUUUGUCCAAUUUGUAGAAUCCCAAUACCAAUAACUGGCGAUAAACUCCGCCUUCGCCUUUACGAUGAGUGCAUCAAUGCUGGCCUAAUCUCCAGAAAACAUGAUGAGAGAUUUCAAGAUAAAGAAGAGAGGGAUAAUGAGCUGACUAAUGAUGUCCAACGCCUUUAUUCUUUUUUUGAUGCAGCCAUGGAGAACAACUUAGUAUCUUUGAUUUGUCAUUAUGUGACAGAUGUUUGUAUGGAUGAAACUGCUGUCUCCAGUGAUGCUGUUACUGCUUGGUUGCUGGAUGAGAAGGUUGUCAAGGAUUGGGUGAAGCAAACAUUUAAGAACAUCAUAGCAGAACUUCAAAGGAUAUAUGAUCUUGAGGUAGAAGGAACGAAAAAUAGGUUGAGUUCACUUUUAAAGUUUUCAGCACAAUUGGCUGGUAUAUCCAAUGUGCUCGAUGUUUUGGAGUCAUCUUUCAAAGAUAGUCUGUCUGCUCAGCUUCAUGACUUGCAUCGCCUUCAUGAGAGUAUCUUAAAGACAAAGCAGCAUCUGGAGAUUGCCACAUGGUGCAUUAGACACCAAUUUCUUGAGAAUCAGAGGUGUCGACAUACUGAUUUUGCAUGCUGGCGCUUGCAUGUUCGAGAAAGGAAAUCAGCUGCAAUUAGACGUGCAUGGCCUGAUGUAUUAAACUCCUCAGCAGACUCAGGACCGGAUGGCUCUCUCUUCAUUGAAGAUGCUCUAGCAAAUCUGGAGAUAGAGCAAGGAUAUGAAGAGGGAUCAGUUUAUGUUUUUUUGCAAAAGAAUGGAGCCUUGUCAUUUUCUAGGUCUAAGAUAGAGGGAAUGACAGGAUGCUAUCCUUUUGAAAAUCUUAAAGCUGCUGUUGACUUACUCUUUCUAUGUGGAAGUUCUGAUUUGGUGGUUGCAAAGCAAGCCAUUUUCCUAUAUUAUUUGUUUGAUUGGAAUUGGAGAACACCUGAUGAAAGGUGGAGAGACAUCGUGAAUGAUUUUUCUGUCACUUUUGGUAUAACCAGGCAUUCGUUACUUGAAUCAUUCACAUUCUUUCUUCUGGAUGACCUGUCAGAUGAGGCUCUGCAGGAAGCUUACCAAAUUCUUCCAGAGAUCUCUGGCCCAUCAACUCAUCCUAAGGUUGCACAUGUGCUGUUAGAAAGAGGAAAUCCUGAGGCAGCACUUAUGGUUUUACGUUGGUCUGGUCGUGAUGGUGUAUCACAGUUGGUUUUGCUUAGUGAGGCUGUCACUUGUGUUCGAGUGAAGGUGGAGUGUGGGCUAUUGACCGAAGCAUUUACUUAUCAAAGGAUGCUCUGCACCAAAAUCAGGGAAAAUAAGUUUGCGUUCAGACAAAGUGGGGAUCCAUCUGCUGAUCUGAAAGUGGAAAGCAGGAGCUGGUCAGAGUGGGUGGAAACAUUGGUUACUGAAAUUUGCUGUCUAUGUAUUCGGAGGAACUUGUUAGAUCGAAUGAUAGAAUUGCCAUGGAAUUUUGAUGAGGAGAAAUAUAUUCACAAGUGCCUUUUAGAUUAUGCUACUGUUGACCCUUCAACCACAGCUGGCAGUCUUCUUGUUGUGUUCUAUCUUCAGCGUUAUAGAUAUCAGGAGGCAUAUCAGGUGAAUCUCAAACUUUGGAACAUGGAAGAGGAGUUCAUUUCAAAAGAAGAAAUCAAUGAAGAAGUUUUAUCCAGAAUGCAAUCACAGCGUCAGAGGCGAAAAGAAUUGGUGGAAAGAGGUGUAGAGUUGUUGCCAGAAGUCCAGCAGCAACAAUUAAAGACUGGAAAAUUGGCAGAGUUUCUGGAUACUUCUGGUAGAGAAGCUGACAUACCAGUAAACUCUGAUCAUCCUGAGUCAUUUGUAUCCAAGGCAACCAGUUUGUUGGUCCCCUCAACCUCAGAUUCUAUUGUUCUGCAGUCUGACCAUAUUGCUACUCCUAUGAGGACAUCAGUUUUUGAGAAUUCGAAUGUAUUGGUUGAUUCUGUCAGUAAUUCUCAUAUUGGGACUGAUGAUUUCCGCUCUUCAUCGGUUCUUCAGGGAAGUUUGUUCUUAGAUGCAGAAAGAGCAACAAAACUUGAAUUUGGUGCUAGCAGAAGUUUCAAAUUUGGUAACAUCUCAACUCCUGGAAUUUGUGGAUCAAGUUCCCCAUUUUCUAUGCCAUUAAAAGGAACCACUAUGAGUUCUUCGAAAGGGCUUCAAAACAGACACCCCCAAGAAAAACAAUCUCUUCAAAUCACUUCAGAAGAAGAGCAAAACGGGUUUAUUAAUCAAGUUCGCAACACCAGCCCUCCAUAUUCCCGCAGGGUCACAGCUAAUCCUGUAAGUACACUCAGCAGCAAUAGUGGCUUCUUCAAAGAUUCUGCUUUGAACCUGCGGUCAAAUAUAUCUGGUAAGAGGGGCCAAUCAGAUAUUGGCCAUGGACAAUGGCAUAUGCUCUCUGCAGAUGAACCAAUGGAUGUCUCUGGGAGUGAUGGAGAGAAGUCUUUUACUCUUGGGUGCAGAACAGCAAAUGGUGAACUGAGGUGGAGGUCUGAUGAAGGUAGUGAUGAGGAAGAGGGGCAGAGUCCUGAGAGAACCAUAGAGGUUGAUAGGACUCCCAUGAGGAGGGGAAUUAGAAGAAGCAGAUUUGGUAAAGGAUGAAAAGAACAAGCAUCUUUCUCAGCUAUAUUUAUUUUCCCACAUGUAACUUAGAAAACAUUCCCGGUGCUUUGUGGUUACUCCACUGGAUGAGCUCAAAGUAUCAUAUUUUUGUUACCAACUAGUACAACUCGGGUUGAAGCCCUCUCUAUUUGCAUGAUUUCAUCUUGAGAUAAGAGAUUAUGGCAUUGCCUGUUGAGUCGCGAAUAAGCUAGAAAUUCUUUU
This is a messenger RNA of Rubroshorea leprosula, 3225 nucleotides long. The record is from the annotation of a GenBank genome assembly. Lineage: Eukaryota; Viridiplantae; Streptophyta; Magnoliopsida; Malvales; Dipterocarpaceae.